GAAACGCAAACUUCAUAUUUAAAUGCCCUACUUCGAUAAUUGAAUUCCGUUCGCGCUUUGCAACAGUCUUUUAUUCGAUCACUAACCUAAAAAGUAAAAAAUGACGUUGCAAGAACCGCCAAAAAUGUUUUCGUUUUUUAAAAGAAAAUUUCACUCCAAUAUGUGUAAAAUAUCGCCGAUCUUUAUCAGCAGCAUCACGAAUAUAAUUCUCGAAAAUAGCCCGAAUUAUGAAGCCUGGGAGAAAGUUUCUAGAACUGAGGAAAGAGUCAUGACUGUGACGAAGGAACAAGUUAACCAACUCAUCGCUUCCAACACAGUAGUGAUAUUCUCUAAAACAAAAUGUCCAUAUUGUAAAAUGGCUAAGGAGGUGUUUGAUAGCUUGAACCAAAAAUACACCGCCAUUGAAUUGGAUGAGAGGGAUGAUGGAAAUGAAAUUCAAUCUAUAUUAGGUGAAAUGACUGGAGCUAGAACGGUACCCCGAGUAUUUGUAAAAGAAGUAUGUCUAGGAGGAGGUACAGAUGUGAAGAAACUGUACGCCAGCGGAGAACUUCAGAAGAGAUUAUAAUGUACACGCCACCCGAUCCUGCUUUUGCAAGAAUUAUUUAUACAUUGAUUUGUUUUAUUUAAUGUAAUAAAAAUUGUUACUUAAGUAACCCACGAAGAUUGUUGUAAUUAUUAUUGAAACGAGAUAGACUCUUUUAGAUCAAUUGAUUAAUAAAUUGAAAUAUGCACAGGUAA
Molecule: messenger RNA, 738 nt
Organism: Hylaeus anthracinus
Lineage: Eukaryota; Metazoa; Arthropoda; Insecta; Hymenoptera; Colletidae
Exons: 3
Coding region: 101-565 (154 amino acids)
Biological process (GO): cellular response to oxidative stress
Cellular component (GO): cytoplasm
Molecular function (GO): glutathione disulfide oxidoreductase activity
Source: RefSeq, a predicted model, not a curated record